CCUCUAUGUACCCACCUAGGUACGUACCUCUUACCGUAGAUAACCGAUAAGUGUGGAUGCCACUUAACGCGUACCAGGGCAGCUGCAGGGCAUCAAAAACGCGUCUUCAAUCGCGGGGUCUAGCUCUCAAAAGAUUGCCAAGUACAAAAGUUACAAGGACUUUACCACUUGGCACUAUUAACAUCUUUCUCACUUACCAACCAUCAGAAUAUUACAGCUUAGUUCAUUCUGCAAAAUGGAGGACGAAGAUAUAUCCCACCACUACGAUAACAGCCACCGCGCGUUCCUACAGGCCUUCAUGGCCCGCGGCACCAUGACGUUCAAUCAAGCACAACCCAUCCUCGCUGCUAUAUUCACAGCCCACGACGAAAACGAACACAAAAAGGGGAACAGCGAUGAAGAGCCCGAGGUGACACGGCCGGAACAGGUUACACGCGAGGACUUCGAGUCGUACGUAUCGGCAGUAUCGGCAGCUAUCUCCCCCUUCGACAUGGAAAUCCGAUCGAUCACGCACCAAGUCUCCAAGGAACGCGUGUAUUCCCUCAUCAACAUGACAUCAGACCCCAUGACGCAACUAGCAACGCUACGCUCGGCCGAAGAGAUGGCGUUUGUAAGAAGGGUCAUCGACGCCAUGUUCGACCGGUAUAAUUCCCCUAGAAUGGAAGUCCUAUGUCUAGACGGUAUGCAAGCUAAUAAGCUGCGAACGGCGCCGCGCAACGAGGACGGGGAAAGCGGCAACGGCAAUGGAGCGGGAGAAAAUGGGUCGCAGGCCGUAGGUAGUCUGAAGGGCCUCAAGAGCAGCGAGGUAGAACAAGUCCUGCGCGGCCUCGUCGACGAGGGCUGGUUCGAGCGCAGCCGCGCGGGCUUCUACUCGCUCUCCGCGCGCGCACUAACCGAGCUCCGGCAAUGGCUCGUCGACGCGUACAACGACCCCGAGGCCGGCGAUGGCGAGUGGCAGCGCGUCAAGUUCUGCGAGGCGUGUCGGGAGAUUGUGACGGUGGGCCAGCGGUGCGCGGAGCGCGACUGCUGCAUCCGGUUGCAUGAUAUUUGCCAGGAGGCGUUUUGGCGCACGCGGAAGGAACGCGUGUGUCCGCGGUGCAGUACGGGGUGGACGGGGAAGAAUUUUGUGGGGGAGAGGGCGGUUACGGAGACGGAGGCGUACCAGAGAGGGAGGAGACGGAGUGGGAGGGGGGGUGGGCGGAGUAGUCUUGUGGAGGAUAUUAUGGAUGGGGGGGAGGAUGAGGAUGAGGAUGAGGAGUGAGGGGGUCUGUUUUGGGCUGUCUUGCUGUUAUGCUCGGCCUCUCCUUUUUUGGGAGUGGUGGUGAUGCUACCUUUCUUUCUACUGUACUUUUAUACCGGCCUCGGCUGGCUGCUUAGAGAAUAAAAGGGAAAGGGAAUGGAAUGGACACAAAAUGGAGGUGUUUGUUAGAUUAGAUACCCUUGGACUUGUUCCUUGAAAAUGGAAUUACUACGUAUGUUUAUGGGAUAUCGUCUAGCUUGACUAUAAUAUUUUGAUUAUUAAAAUAAUUGCUAG
Molecule: messenger RNA, 1534 nt
Organism: Daldinia loculata
Lineage: Eukaryota; Fungi; Ascomycota; Sordariomycetes; Xylariales; Hypoxylaceae
Product: Nse1 non-SMC component of SMC5-6 complex-domain-containing protein
Exons: 1
Coding region: 236-1261 (341 amino acids)
Biological process (GO): double-strand break repair via homologous recombination; DNA damage tolerance
Cellular component (GO): Smc5-Smc6 complex; nucleus
Molecular function (GO): ubiquitin-protein transferase activity
Source: RefSeq, a predicted model, not a curated record